GAAAACUGAUACUUCAUUUUACUAAGGUUAUCGAUCUUGUACAGUCUAUAUGAAUAACAUUUUAUGCUAGUUUAAUAACAUGAAGAUACUAAUUAAAAUGUUCAUUGUGUUUAAUAUUUUGAAUGUUUGGGGUCAGAGAACGCCAACCAUUACUCAUAUAACACAGAAACCUAUCAAAGACAUCGGAGGAACUGUAGAAUUAACAUGUUCAGUAUUAUACUCGCAAGACUUUCCUGUAAUGUGGGCAAAAGUAAACAAAGAUAAAAACUCGGAGCCAUUUGUCAUAUCUAUGGGAGGUUCUUUAGUCCUAAAAGAUACCAGGUUUGAAUUGAUACAAAGAGACGACAGUUUUACCCUUCAGAUCAGAGAUAUACAAGAAACUGAUGCUGGCGUGUAUCAAUGCCAAAUAUCAAUGGGAUUAAAAAGUAGAAUAUCGGCCGAAGUUGAAUUGGAAAUCAGACGACCUCCGAUAAUCUCUGAUAACUCUACCAGAUCUUUACUCGUUAAUGAAGGACAACCAGUUAAGCUGGAAUGUUAUGCCGGUGGGUUCCCUGUACCCAGAAUUUCUUGGAGAAGAGUUAAUAACGGAAUUUUACCGGCUGGACGUUCGAUUUACAGAGGAAACAUUUUGUAUAUUCCUGCCAUAACCAAAGAAGACCGCGGCACUUACUAUUGUAUCGCUGAAAACGGUGUUGGUCGUGGUGCUCGUCGUAAUAUAGCGGUAGAAGUUCAAUUUGCACCUGUUAUUACUGUUCCCAGACCACGUCUUGGUCAAGCUCUCCAAAAUGAUAUGGACUUAGAGUGCCAUGUGGAAGCAUAUCCACCGCCUGCUAUUACCUGGUUGAAUAACGGUGUUCAGUUAUUAAACAAUCAACAUCAUCGGAUAACGCACUUUGCUUCAGCUGAUGAUUUCACAGACACAACACUUCGUAUUAUAACUGUAGAAAAAAGACAAUAUGGUGAUUAUAUGUGCAGAGCAUCUAACGUUUUGGGCACGACAGAAGCAGUUGUUCACCUUUAUGAAACAAUUAUUCCAGUUUGCCCACCAGCAUGCGGUUGAAAUAUAUAGUUGCAAAAGAUAUCAUUUUGACACUUUACACAGAGACAUUGUUAAUUGUUAAAUGUUGAAUUUUUUUUUAAGCUAAUUUUUUAAUUGUCUAGUUUGUAAAACAUUUUAUUUUUGUGAAUAUAUAAAUGUAUAAAUAAUAAGUGUA
This is a messenger RNA of Daktulosphaira vitifoliae (grape phylloxera), 1214 nucleotides long. RefSeq names its product lachesin-like. Gene Ontology annotation, cellular component: neuron projection. The record is from RefSeq and is a predicted model, not a curated record. NCBI's taxonomy places the organism in Eukaryota, Metazoa, Arthropoda, Insecta, Hemiptera, Phylloxeridae. The coding region runs from base 80 to 1060 and encodes 326 amino acids. The transcript is spliced from 6 exons.